CGUCUCUUGUUUUUGAGUAAUUAGUCUUGAAAUUUGGCUGUGAACAUGGGUUUCACAUAUGGACAUGGACUAGUCCUAGUUAUGGCAGCAGCUGCUUCCAUGUUGGAAGUAAGCAUAGCCAAUAAGGACUGGGGCUUUAAGUCGAACAACACUGGCUGGGUCUGGAGCUCCAAUAACCGUCCCCUGCAUGAAACAGAAGGAACCAACAAGAUCAUUGUUGGUGGAUCAGAAAAUUGGCAGUUCGGCUUCAACUACUCCGAAUGGGCAUUCCAAAAUGCACCCUUUUACUUUAACGAUGCUCUAGGUGAGUUAACAAUAUCAUUCUUAUCCAUUUUCUUCACCCAAAAUGAAAAAAGAAAGAGGAAAGCUUACUAUAUUUUUGUUCAAAUUAACUAAUGGAUGGUUAAAUAUUGGUUUGCAGUGUUCAAGUAUGACCCACCAAGCAACACCACAUUUCCUCACAGCGUUUACUUGUUCCCUGACCUAUGGAGCUACUGGAAUUGUGACUUGAAGAGAGCAAAGAUGAUUGCAAAUGCAACCCAAGGAGGAGGGGAUGGGUUCGAGCUUGUGCUUAACAGGUGGAGAACCUAUUACUUUGCUUGUGGUGAACGUAAUGGCUUCCAUUGUAAGGUGGGCGGCAUGAGGUUCAUGGUGAUGCCACUAUUUCGUUGGCACUACUAAAAUCCAUGCAUGGAGCUGAUCGUAAAGAAUAUCGAUAUCCAAUAUUAAGUGUGUUGUUUUACCUUUUUUUACAAAAUUAAUGUAAUAACGAAUAAUUGUAAUUGUUGUGUUUAAUCUGU
Durio zibethinus is the source of this 800-nucleotide messenger RNA. The record is from RefSeq and is a predicted model, not a curated record. NCBI's taxonomy places the organism in Eukaryota, Viridiplantae, Streptophyta, Magnoliopsida, Malvales, Malvaceae.